AUGGCAGAUUCUUUCAGAUUUCAAUACCGGAAUAGCAACAAUUUCAGAUUCGACUACAAACGCUCACUCUCAUUGCUUUUCCCAUCCCGUUGGAUCCCCCUCAGUCUCAUUUGGGCCAUUGGAUUCAUCCUAAUUGUCGCGUGGCAAAGGACAGCUUUCGAUCGGUUCUGGAUACCCCCCCGCUCCAUCCCAAGCCUUCGAUCUCUGGUUUUCAAUCUCACGGAUUUUGGAGCAGUUGGCGAUGGCGUGACGUUAAAUACGAAGGCGUUUGAGAGGGCGGUUGCAGAAAUUCGAAAGCGGGGUGGCGGCCAGCUUAAUGUGGAGGCUGGAAGGUGGCUCACUGCUCCUUUUAACCUCACCAGCCAUAUGACCCUAUUUCUCGCGGAAAAUUCCGUUGUUCUUGGAAUUGAUGAUGAAAAUCAUUGGCCACUGAUGCCUCCUUUGCCAUCAUAUGGAUAUGGAAGAGAAUGUCCUGGACCACGCUACGGAAGUUUGAUCCACGGUCAAAAUCUGAAAGAUGUUGUCAUAACAGGACAUAAUGGUACUAUCAACGGGCAAGGUAAGACAUGGUGGAUUAAGUAUCGUAAGAAACUUCUGAACCACACACGAGGUCCACUAGUGCAGCUUAUGUGGUCAAGAGACAUUCAGAUAUCUGAUAUUACUUUGCGUGAUUCUCCAUUCUGGACGCUUCAUCCUUAUGACUGUCAAAAUAUUACUAUCAGAAAUAUAACCAUAUUGGCGCCGCUGUCUGAUGCUCCAAACACUGAUGGAAUAGAUCCUGAUUCAUGCGUGAAUAUGGUGAUAGAGAACAGUUACAUAAGCGUGGGUGAUGAUGGAAUUGCUAUCAAGAGUGGAUGGGAUCAGUAUGGAAUUGCUUAUGCCCAGCCUUCAACCAAUAUUCUCAUUCGUAAUGUCACUGUGCGUUCAAUGAUAAGUGCAGGAGUAUCGAUCGGCAGUGAAAUGUCUGGUGGAGUCUCGAACGUAACGGUGGAGAAUCUCCUUGUUUGGAACUCCAAACGGGGAAUUAGAAUCAAGACAAGCGUGGGUAGGGGUGGAUAUGUUCGACAAAUUAGCUAUCGAAACCUAACAUUAGAGAACGUGCGGGUGGGUAUUGUGAUGAAGACUGAUUACAACGAGCAUCCAGAUGAAGGCUAUAAUCCCAAUGCCCUUCCAGUCAUUGAGGACAUAAGCUUUAAUGGGAUUCGUGGACAGGGGGUUCGUAUUCCAGUCCGUAUAUAUGGCAGCCAAGAAAUUCCUGUACGGAAUGUCACAUUCCAAGACAUGCUAGUGGGAAUAACCUACAAGAAGAAGCGAAUUUUCCAGUGCUCUUUUGUCCAAGGACGCGUGAUUGGAAAGAUUUUCCCCAAGCCUUGUGAGAAUCUCGAUUUGUAUGAUGAAGAAGGACGUCUAGUUAAGAAAUCAAUGUCUCAAAAUAGUAGUACCGACACAAUAGACUAUGAUUCUUGA
Messenger RNA from Fraxinus pennsylvanica, 1467 nucleotides. The record is from the annotation of a GenBank genome assembly. NCBI's taxonomy places the organism in Eukaryota, Viridiplantae, Streptophyta, Magnoliopsida, Lamiales, Oleaceae.